This is a messenger RNA of Lasiodiplodia theobromae, 1542 nucleotides long. Its product is annotated as Acyl- dehydrogenase family protein. The transcript has 4 exons. The record is from RefSeq and is a predicted model, not a curated record. Bases 1 to 1542 code for a protein of 513 amino acids. Lineage: Eukaryota; Fungi; Ascomycota; Dothideomycetes; Botryosphaeriales; Botryosphaeriaceae. Gene Ontology annotation, molecular function: flavin adenine dinucleotide binding; heme binding; acyl-CoA dehydrogenase activity.
AUGCCACACCAAGAGAUCACCCGCGACGAGGUCGCCAAGCACAACACCGAAGACUCGCUCUGGUGCAUCAUCGACCACAAAGUCUACGACCUGACCGACUUCGUCGACGCGCACCCGGGCGGCUCGGUGGUGCUGGCGCAGGUGGCCGGCACCGACGCGACGGCCGCCUUCUACAACCUGCACCGGCACGAGGUGCUGCAAAAGUACGAUUCCCAGCUCUGCGUCGGCGUGCUGGCGGGCGAGAAGCCCGAGGUCGUGGACCCGCAGCCGGGAGACCUGAGCCAGGUGCCCUACGCCGAGCCGCUGUGGCUGCGGCCGCAGUUCCACAGCCCCUACUACGCCGAGAGCCACCGCCGGCUGCAGCGCGCCGUGCGCCUCUUCACCGACACGCACGUCACGCCCGAGGCCCAGGAGAAGGAGCGCGACGGCAGCUACAUCAGCCAGGCGCUGAUCGACAAGAUGGCCGAGGCCAACCUGCUCGCCAUGAAGCUGGGGCCCGGCCCGCACCUGCACGGCCGCCAGCUGCUCGGCGGCGCCGUGGACGGUAAAGAGUUCGACUACUUCCACGACCUGGUCGUCGCGCAGGAGUCGGUGAGGCCCAAGGCGCGCGGCUUCCAGGACGGCAACAUGGCUGGCAUGAUGAUCUCGUUGACGGCCGUGCGGCAGUGGCUGGGCGAUAAGGCGCUGCAGGCUAAAGUGACCGAAGAGUGCUUGAGCGGGAAGAAGAAGAUCUGCCUGGCCAUUACCGAGGCCUUUGCCGGAAGCGACGUCGCUGGAAUACGCACGACCGCCACAAAGACUCCGGACGGCAAGCACUACAUUAUUAAUGGCACUAAGAAGUGGAUCACGAACGGAAUGUUCUCUGACUACUUUGUCGUGGGCUGCAAGACGGACAAGGGAUUCUCGGUCAUUCUUGUCGAAAGAGGCGAAGGGGUCGAGACCAAGCCGAUCAAGACGUCGUACUCCACGGCCGCCGCUACUGCAUUCAUCCAGUUCGAGAACGUCAAGGUCCCGGUCAACCACCUGCUGGGUAAGGAGCACAAGGGAUUCACUGUGAUUAUGAGCAACUUCAACCACGAGAGAUGGGCUAUGUGCUGCGGUGUCAUCGGCUGGCAGCGCAUCAUCGUCGAGGAAUGCCUCAAGUGGUCGAACCAGCGCAUUGUUUUUGGCAAGAACCUACUCGCACAGCCGGUCAUCAGGCAGAAGCUGGCCAAGAUGAUCUCGCACGUCGAGGCCAACCAGGCGUGGCUGGAGCAGAUCACGCACCAGAUGUGCAAGAUGACCUACGAGCAGCAGGCCAGGCACCUGAGCGGGCCCAUCGGGCUGCUGAAGUCGUUCGCAACGCGCUCGGCGCACGAAGUUGCGGACGAGGCGGUCAACAUCUUUGGCGGGCGUGGCAUCACCCAGUCGGGCAUGGGAAGGGUGGUGGAGCACUUCCACCGGUGCUACAAGUUCGACGCGAUCCUGGGUGGCACAGAGGAGAUUCUGGCCGAUCUCGGGGUGAGACAGGCGAUGAAGGAGAUGCCAAAGGCCAUGUUGUAG